This is a messenger RNA of Brugia pahangi, 342 nucleotides long. The record is from the annotation of a GenBank genome assembly. Lineage: Eukaryota; Metazoa; Nematoda; Chromadorea; Rhabditida; Onchocercidae.
AUGGAAGCUGGAAAGUUAACACCACCGUUUUGUCCUGAUCCUAGAGCAGUAUAUGCCAAAGAUGUGCUUGACAUCGAGCAAUUCAGCACUGUUAAAGGUGUAAGAUUAGACGCAACGGAUAAUCAGUUUUAUGGGAAAUUCAGCACCGGAUCUGUUUCAAUACCAUGGCAGAAAGAGAUGAUCGAAACAGAAUGUUUCCGAGAACUCAACGUGAUGGAACAAAAUGGUGAAUUAGUGUGGAAUUUGCGUAAUGACUCGAUUAGGGGUGAAAAUAGCAAAAGUGAAUCUAAUAACAAAUUUGGAUUUCUCGCACGACUGUUCAAGCGAAAAACCGAAUUUUAA